Arachis duranensis is the source of this 1925-nucleotide messenger RNA. RefSeq names its product protein NRT1/ PTR FAMILY 3.1-like. NCBI's taxonomy places the organism in Eukaryota, Viridiplantae, Streptophyta, Magnoliopsida, Fabales, Fabaceae. Bases 45 to 1889 code for a protein of 614 amino acids. Gene Ontology annotation, molecular function: transmembrane transporter activity. The record is from RefSeq and is a predicted model, not a curated record. Gene Ontology annotation, cellular component: plasma membrane. Gene Ontology annotation, biological process: transmembrane transport. The transcript has 4 exons.
AACAAGGUAAGAGUGAGUGUCAUAUACAAAGAAGAGAGAAGAAAAUGGAGAUAGAGAAGAGCAACGACAACAAUGAAGUUUUCAGAGAUGAACAGCAAGAGAGUGGCUGCAACAGAAAACAAAAGCGAAAAGGAGGCCUCCGAACAUUGCCUUUCAUCUUCUCAAACGAAUUUUGCGAUAGAUUCGCGGUGGCGGGAUUUAAUGGUAACUUGAUAAGUUACCUAACACAAGUGAUGAACAUGCCAUUGGUAUCUGCAUCCAACAUACUAACAAUAAUUGGUGGAACAUCGAGCUUCACUCCUCUCCUUGGUGCUCUCAUUGCUGAGUCCUUUGCUGGUCAGUAUUGGACCAUCACUGUCGCUUCCCUCAUCUAUCAACUGGGAUUGAUUUUCACCACUCUGUCUGCUAUACUUCCACAUACACGGCCUCCACCAUGUCCAAAACAAGUGAACUGCCAAGAAGCCACAUCCUCACAACAAUGGAUACUAUACAUGUCUCUACUCCUCACAUCUCUUGGCUCAGGUGGCAUUAGACCCUGUGUUUUGCCAUUUUUAGGAGACCAAUUUGACAUGACCAAAAAAGGUGUGGAAUCUAGAAAAUGGAACAUCUUCAAUUGGUACUUCUUUGGCUUGGGUUUGGCGUCUCUAACUGCUUUAACCAUUGUGGUUUACAUCCAAGACAACACUGGGUGGGGUUGGGGAUUUGGCAUACCAACAAUUGUUAUGCUAUUUUCUAUUCUUGCAUUUGUGUUGGGGUCACCACUCUAUAGGAAUGUGAAACCAAAGGGAAGCCCUUUGGUUCGUUUGGUGCAAGUGAUUGUGGCAGCUAUAAGGAAGAGGAAAGAAGAUUUGCCUAAUGAUCCUAACCUUUUCUACCAAAAUAAGGAGCUUGAUGCUCCUAUUUCAUUGGAAGGAAGACUUCAACACACGGAUCAAUAUAAAUGGUUGGACAAAGCUGCAAUUGUGACAGAAGAAGAAGCUAGAGAUCUAAAUUCAGCACCAAACCUAUGGAAACUGGCCACUGUCCACAGAGUUGAGGAACUAAAAUCCAUCAUUAGAAUCAUUCCAAUUUCUUCAACAGGGAUCUUGCUCAUAACAGCUUCAUCUCAUCUUCCAAGCUUUGUAAUCCAACAAGCUCGAACAAUGAACCGCCACCUCUCUCACUCAUUCCAAAUCUCCCCAGCAAACAUGUCAGUAUUCAGUGUCAUAACCAUGAUGGCCGGAGUAGCUCUCUAUGACGUCCUCUUUGUCCCCCUCGUCCGCCGCUUCACAAAAAAUCCUACAGGAAUCACAUGCAUACAGAGAAUGGGAAUAGGAUUCAUGAUUAACAUUGUGGCCACAGCUAUCUCAGCACCGGUCGAAGUCAAAAGAAAAGAAAUUGCUUCACAUCAUAACUUGUUGGAUGAUCCAACUGCUAUUAUUCCAAUAAGUGUGUUUUGGUUGGUACCUCAGUAUUGUUUGCAUGGUUUGGCUGAUGUUUUUAUGUCUGUUGGACUCUUUGAAUUUCUCUAUGAUCAAUCACCUGAGAGCAUGAGAAGUAGUGCUACUGCUAUAUAUUGCAUAGUUAUAGCAAUUAGGAGCUAUGUUGGCACAUUUUUGGUGACAUUAGUUCAUAAGUAUAGUGGCAAAAAUGAGAAGAAUUGGUUGCCUGAUAGGAACCUUAAUAGGGGUAGAUUAGAGUAUUAUUACUUGCUUGUUAGUGGGGUUCAAGUUUUAAAUUUAAUUUAUUUUGUAAUUUGUGUUAGAUUCUAUACUUAUAAACCUGUGGAAGAAAAUAUUAGCGAAAUCAACAAUAAGGGAGAAGAUUUAGAACAAAAUGGUGAAAAAUUAUUAUUGGAGAAACCAAAAGGAGAUAAGGAUGAUCAAAACAAGAGUCUUAGCCAAAAUUAAUGUAUUUGUGAUCAUCUUGGCAGAAGCUGGUUUGAG